GGGGGUUAAUGGCGGCCGGGAGGGUCCGGGGGGGCCGGGACAGGGACACGGCCUCGGGUGAGGCGUUCGCCCCGGCCCUGACCCCCUGUCUCACCCUCUGCGUCCGCCCCGGGGGGGCUCGUUCGCUUGUGGGGCCCCUCCGUUGUGCUCCAGCAUGAAGAGCACCCGCAGCUGCUCCUCCGUGCAGGGCUCCGGCGUCACCGACCUGGUGCUGACGGGGCUCCCGGCGCCGCUGUCCCGCCGCCCCGGCAGCGCCUCCCCCGCCAGGCUCGUGGCACGCUCCGUGUCCGUCACCGCCGACGGCAAACCCAAGAGGAAUGCUCUGGAGGAUGCGGGACCCCGGGCGAUGAACAACCUGCGCAGGUCCAACAGCACCACCCAGGUGAACCAGCGGGUGAACAGUGCACACAGCUCGGAGCAGACAGGAGACUUCCUGGCCUUCUUUGAGAGUGGUGCAGGAGGAAGAAAGAAACUGGCAAGUCUGAGCAAAACUUCCCCGGAAAAGAAAACCACGUGGAACAUCCUGGAUGACCAGCCCCGAGCAUUCCCAGGCCCCUCCGGCUCCCACGGCCUGGAGCCACCCCCGGGCAUGAGGAGGAAGGAGGCCACUGUGCUGCUGGCUGCCAACUUCACCGCCAACAACAGGAGCAACAAGGGCGCGAUGGGCAACUGUGUCACCACCAUGGUGCACAACAACUACUCCACGGCCGAGAAGGGCCCCACGCCCAAGAGCUCCAACCAGGCUCCCAGUUCCCUCAACAACGUUGUGAAAGCGACCUCGAACGAGGACGGGGAAGGCGGCGGCAGCUUCGCGAAGUCUCAGAAGAAUUUCUCCAGCAACAACAUCGUGACCCGCAACAACAACAGCAGCAGCAGCAGCAGCAGCGCUCCCAGGAGGAGGGAGGUGACCGAGGAGGAGGCUGAGAGGUUCAUCCAGCAGGUGAACCUGGCUGCUGUCACCAUCCAGCGCUGGUACCGCCGGCACUCGCAGCGGCACAGGACGGCAGCAGCGGCUCUGGGGCGCCUGAUGGCCACCAAGAGGGAGGAAAGGCAGCAGCGGAUGGAGGAGGGGAAUAUCCUGGAUUUGCAGGAGAGGAAGGAUGAGGAACAGCGGAAGAUCCGAGAGGAGAAGGCGCGCCUGGCCCGGCGCGCGGCCAUCCAGGAGCUGCACCAGAAAAGGGCCCAAAAGGCCUUGGAGACAAAGUGCUUGGCAGAAGAAGAGCUGGUGCUGGUGAAGGGGAGCAGGAGGGUGCCCAAGAAGAAGCCUGGUGCCAAAGCUGCCUCGGCCAGGAACAUCAGCCCGGCCGGCAGCCUCACCAAAGCCAACAACACUGAGCCCAAUUCCCACCUGGCAGCUGUGGAUCUGGAAGGAAGCGGCCUCGCAGCCCUCGGCUCCGUGCCCUUGCAGGACCCUGGGGCAGAGGACAAGCUGCAGGAUGUGAGCUCCAGAGAGACAGGUAAUGAGGACCUGGAGACAGCGGUGACUGCUGGCAGCAGGGCCCCAUCCAAGGUCACGCUCAAUGAGCUGCUGGACACGCUCCGGCUGCUGGAGGAGGAGCCGGAGCUGCUGCCCCCACCCAAGCUCCUCAAGAAGGACAGACACGCCUGGACGGACAGGCAGGAGCCCAGCUCCAAUUCCCUGACUGCUGAUAACCUGGAGAAGUUUGGGAAGCUGAACCACUCGCCGGGGGUCCCCGAGGACGGGGCCUUGCUCUCGGAGGCCAAACUCCAAAGCAUCAUCAGCUUCCUGGACGAGAUGGAGAGGUCGGAGCAGGAGAGGCCCAGGUCGGCUGCCUCGGCCACACAGCGGGAGAGUUUCCUCUUGGAAGAGGAGCUGGCUCACGUGGAGCAGGUGUCGGCUGUUGCCACGGAGGUGACAAGCUCCAUGAUGAAGCUGAAGCUGGAAGUGGAGGAGAAGAAGCGAGCCAUCAGCCUGCUGCAGACAGCCCUGACUCAGCAGCGGGAACUGACGGACCGACACGUCAAACAGACCGAGCAGGAGCUCAGCCACCAGCUCAGGCUGCAGAGGGAGCAGUAUGAGGCAGCUAUCCAGAGGCACCUGGCCUUCAUCGACCAGCUCCUCGAUGACAAGAAGGUGCUGAGUGAGAAGUGUGAGGCCGUGGUGGUGGAGCUGAAACAAGUGGACCACAAGUACGGCCAGAAGAUCAGCCAGAUGCAGGAGCAGCACGAGCUGGUCUGGCGCACUUUGGGCCCCUUUUGUGAGGAGAUUAAGAAACUGAAGGAACUGAUGAGUGCAACUGAGAAAGUCCGACGGGAGAAGUGGAUCGAGGAGAAAACCAAGAAGAUCAAAGAAAUCACUGUGAAAGGGCUGGAGCCGGAGAUCCAGAAGCUCAUGGCCAAGCACCGUGAGGACAUCCGGAAGCUGAAGCUGCUGCACGAGGCCGAGCUGCUGCAGUCGGACGAGCGGGCGGCCCAGCGCUACGGGCGGCAGGCGGAGGAGCUGCGGGGGCUGCUGGAGCGGCAGAAGGAGGAGCAGAGCCAGCGGGAGCGGGAGCGGGUCCGGCAGCGGUGUGAGCAGCAGCUGGAGCAGGAGGAGCAGGCGCUGGAGCAGCAGCGGCGCCGGCUCUACGCCGAGGUGGCCGAGGAGAAGGAGCGGCUGAGCCAGCAAGCGGCCAGGCAGCGUGCGGAGGUGGAGGAGCUGCGGCGGCAGCUGGAGGCCAACAGCUCAGCCCUCAGCCGGGCACUGCGCGAGGAGAGCGCCAAGGACAGGGAGGAGCAGGAGAGGCGGCACCAGGCAGAACUGAAGGUGCUGAAGGACCAGCUGGAGAUGGAGAAGCAGGCCUGGGAGGCCAACUACAUGAAGAAGGAGGAAGCCUGGCUGCUCUCCCGGGAGCGGGAGCUGCGGGAGGAGAUGAGGAAGGAGAGGGACAAAGAGAUCGAGCUGGUGAUCCAGCGUCUGGAGGCUGACACAUCCUUGGCCAAGGAGGAGUGUGAGAGGGCAGCGGAGAACAGGAUCAAGAGGAUCCGGGACAAGUAUGAGGUGGAGCUGCAGGAGCUGGAGCGGUCCGAGCGGAAGCUGCAGGAGCGCUGCAACGAGCUGAAGGGGCGGCUGGCUGAGCUGGAAGGGGAGAGCAUCCGUCUGCAGGGCCUGCUGAAGCACAAGGAGCAGGAGGUGGAGGAGAUCCGGAAGGAAUUCGUGGACAAGCUGGUGGGGAUGGAGGAGGAGAACACACAGCUGAAGGCGGAGAUGGCGGAGCUGAGGGCCCGGCAGCGCCUGGAGCUGGACAGGCUGGUGCGGGAGAAGGACCGGGAGCUGGAGGAGGUUCACAGGAGGGUGAAGUCGGCGGUGCAGAGGAAGGAGGAGAGCGUGAGCAGCCUGCGGAAGCAGUACGAGGUGAGUGGGGUGGCCCCGGCCCUGGCUCCGGCCCUGCCGGGCACCACGAGCUCCCCCUUGUGCUCCCUUGCAGGCGGCCGUGCAGAGAGCCAACCUGCUGGAAUCCCUCCUGGAGCAGCAGCGGCAGCUGGCCACGGAGUGACUGUCCUGCCGGGCAGGGAGCGGGGCCGGGGUGCUCCGGGGUGCUGCUGGGGCUGGGGUCGGGGUCAGGCUCUCCCCUUGCUCAGCCCUCAUUCUCCACAGCCCAGUCCUGGUGCCGUGGCCAUGCCAGGACACUUGGUGGCCUUUAGAUGUUCAGGAGUUUUGUUCUGACAAUAAAUCUGUGCUGGUUUCUUCA
Molecule: messenger RNA, 3692 nt
Organism: Pipra filicauda (Wire-tailed manakin)
Lineage: Eukaryota; Metazoa; Chordata; Aves; Passeriformes; Pipridae
Gene: CEP131
Product: centrosomal protein 131
Exons: 26
Coding region: 155-3667 (1170 amino acids)
Biological process (GO): intraciliary transport involved in cilium assembly; cilium assembly; regulation of centrosome duplication
Cellular component (GO): centriolar satellite
Source: RefSeq, a predicted model, not a curated record